Molecule: messenger RNA, 856 nt
Organism: Ipomoea nil (Japanese morning glory)
Lineage: Eukaryota; Viridiplantae; Streptophyta; Magnoliopsida; Solanales; Convolvulaceae
Product: protein YLS3-like
Exons: 3
Coding region: 137-679 (180 amino acids)
Source: RefSeq, a predicted model, not a curated record
UUUAAUCAUGAUAUAAGUUGAAAAGAAUGCCAUCUGAUCUUUAAUUUCCCGUCACUGAACUGUUCUUAUUCAAGUUAAAUAUAUACCAAAAGCAACAUUGUAUAUUAGCUACUCAAGCAAGAAACUCGAUCAAGAGAUGAAAAUCCGAACAAUUAACGUAUUGUUGAUCCUGGUGUUUCUAGCCGGCGGUGCGAACUCCGAUACAUCCAAGGACAAGGAGGAGUGCACGGAGUCGUUGUUGGGGCUAGCGACGUGCCUGCCGUACGUGGGGGGCAACGCGCCGUCGCCAACCCCAGACUGCUGCAACGGAUUGAAGCAAGUGUUGAAGAGCAGCAAGAAGUGUCUGUGUCUCCUCAUCAAAGACAGGAAUGACCCACAGUUGGGGCUCAGCCUCAACCUCACGCUUGCCUUGGGUCUCCCUGAUGCUUGCCAUGCCCCAUCCAACAUUUCUGAGUGUCCCGCUCUGCUCCAUUUGCCUCCCAAGUCACCGGAUGCUCAAGUUUUCUAUCAAUUUGGUCAUGCAAGUAGCCCUGCUCAUACUCCCAUUCCUUCAGAAGGCGGUCCUGCAAGUGCGCCACAAAAGAGUGGCGGUCGUCGUUGCAUUGGAAGAACAUGGUUGGCUUUGGAAACUGUUCUUCCACUUUCUGGAUUAGUCUUACUAUGGACUUACACAAUAUAAAACCUUUAAUUUCCAGAAAUUAUGAGUCUUUGUUCGAGAUAUGUUAGGUUCCUGUAUGAUCCGAUCCAAGUCAUAAAGUUUAAUUUAUUUUGCAUUUUAUUUUGUGUAAUAAACUCUGUCCCCUCUUGUGUUUCAUUUGGUCUCGUUUACUUAAUAUACUCUUAUAUUUUGUUAAAA